This is a messenger RNA of Spodoptera litura, 538 nucleotides long. Its product is annotated as larval/pupal rigid cuticle protein 66-like. The record is from RefSeq and is a predicted model, not a curated record. Lineage: Eukaryota; Metazoa; Arthropoda; Insecta; Lepidoptera; Noctuidae. Gene Ontology annotation, cellular component: extracellular matrix.
ACAUUUAAUAUAUAAACAGGGAAUAUCAGAAGUAUCUGCAUCAGUUUUGUGCCAGACGUAGUCACAACAACAAUACAGCAAAAUGUUCGUGAAGUUCGUCGCACUCCUCGCUUUGAUGGCGGUCGCCAACGCCAGCGACCUGUCCAGCUUCGCCUACAGCGUGGCAGACCCCUACACCGGUGACUUCAAACACCAGAUCGAGAACCGCGUGGACAACAACGUUGCUGGCCAGUACUCUCUGCUGGAGUCUGACGGCACCCGCCGCACUGUGGACUACGCCGCUGGUGCUAAUGGCUUCAACGCUGUCGUACGCAAGGACCCCGCUCUCAUCGCCGCCGCUCCCGCCAUCUCCUACGCCGCUCCCGCCAUCUCUUACGCCGCUCCUGCUAUCGCUGCUCCUAUCUCUUACGCAUCUCCUUACGGUUUUGCCAAGUUCGGAGCUAUCAGCUACGGAUCCCACUACCCCUACAGCCGCUACUUGUACUAAAUUACCACCUGACUUCGUUUGUAAAUAAAAUGUUUAUAGAUUUGUGACCGA